Messenger RNA from Scutellospora calospora, 176 nucleotides. Lineage: Eukaryota; Fungi; Glomeromycota; Glomeromycetes; Diversisporales; Gigasporaceae. The record is from the annotation of a GenBank genome assembly.
AUGAGCAAACAAAACACACAAGUGAUCCAGUACGGAGGCAGAGAAACCAUAACAGGGGUUCCAAUUCGCAAUGAUAUUUCGAAAUAUGAUAAUGAGUUAAUGGCUAUACUUCAACAAAGCUUAUCUGAAAAAAAAUCUAUACACUUUAUGCCCAAUGAUGUGCAAGAUGCUUUUGA